AUGCAUGACCAACACAUCCCUUCCGGCCCUCUGACUCCUAGUGAGUUGAAUCUACAAGACCUCUCACUUCUGGACGUUCCGAAGCGGACAUCAUAUCCUGCGUUUCCGUCUCGGCCAGUGGUACAACGCAACCGUGCAAGUGUCUACGUUGUACAGUCAGUCGUAUUCGACGAAUACUUCUCUGAAAUUCUCCCCAACGAGGUCAUCAUUGCCUUUGAUAGAGGUAAGCAGGUCAUGAAAGUCGACAAGUACCUACUCUGCAACGAGUCUCGCUUCUUUGCAAAGAUGCUCGAUGGCCCAUUCAUUCACGCACACACGCGCUAUAUCCGUCUCCGCGAUGAUUUCCCCUAUGCCAUCGUAGCCGCGGUGCAAUUCAUCGAGACAGGCAUCUACAUUUUCGACCCCAACAUGCGCACUAAGCACCCACACAUCACUCUGCUCGAUCUCCACAUCCACGCCUACCUUGUUGGCAGCAAGUACGACAUGCCCAGGCUGUGCGACCAUGCUAUAGCAGAGUACAUCAACGUCGCGCAGAUGAUACUCAGCCUAGGCGUCACAUCCGACACCACAUGCCCAUCUGGACCCAACGAAUGCUCCCCCUCUGCUGUAACGGACCGCUUCCUCGACUCCCUCGUCCUCCUGUGGAAGAACACGCCUAACCGUUACGACCCCAUGCGUGAAGCUGUCCUCGAGCUCAUCAAACCGGCACUCAACAUGUUGUUGAAGCUGCGCUUCUUCGUGACGUUGAUGAUGGAGCUGGUGCCUUUCGGAGAUGACAUUAUGCAUAGUCUCGCCGAGGAUGGAUUGGAUGUCAAGGCUUUCCCUUUGCCGGCGGGUGUGGGUAGGAUGUGGGUGGUGAGGUUUGGUGAAUUGUGA
Molecule: messenger RNA, 876 nt
Organism: Cucurbitaria berberidis CBS 394.84
Lineage: Eukaryota; Fungi; Ascomycota; Dothideomycetes; Pleosporales; Cucurbitariaceae
Exons: 3
Coding region: 1-876 (291 amino acids)
Source: RefSeq, a predicted model, not a curated record